AUGCCAGCUGCAACAACAACAACAGAAACAGAAACAGCUAAUACAAUUAAAGAGUCAUAUACCGAUGUGUUGAUUAUUGGUGCAGGCCCUUCAGGUUACAUGUGUGCUCUUUGGCUUGCGAGAUGUGGCAUUCCUUUUAGAAUCAUUGAUAAGAGAAGUAAUGAGAUAUUUACAGGCCAGGCCGAUGGUAUACAAAGUAGAUCAUUCGAAAUCUUUAAAUCAUUUAGCGAGGACUGCUUCGAUUGGGUCACAAUGGACCAAGCUUGGAAAUGUGCUAAUCAAAUGGAGGAAAUGUCGUUUUGGUCGCCAAAUGAAGAUGGCGAAUUAGCUAGAACUUCAAGAGUUCCCGAUUCGAUUCCAGGUAUCAGUAGAUAUCAUGAGUCAGUGAUCCACCAGGGCAAAAUUGAAGCAUGGUUUGAUGAAUCAAUUAAACAGUUUACUGGAGGAAAGACAAGAGUUGAACGCCCUUUAUUGCCAGUUUCCAUCAAGAUCAAUGCAGAUGCCAAUGACCAACAGGAGCAUGCUUGUGAAGUAUUGGUUCGCAAAUUGCAUACUAGUCAAGCUAAGCCAGAGCAAUAUGGAGGACAAGUUGCUAAUGGAUUGUACCGACAAUUUGAUGGCGACCAAGAAUCUUUUUACAGUGCAAAUAUAGCAGAUGCCGACAAAAAAGAUUACGAAUUGAUUCACGCCAAGUAUGUAUUAGGUUCUGAUGGCGCACACUCAUGGGUCAGAAAACAAUUGGAUAUUGAUAUGGAAGGUGAGCAGACUGAUUUUGUUUGGGGUGUACUCGAUAUGGUUCCCAUCACCGAUUUUCCUGAUAUUAGAUCACGAUGUGCUAUACACUCCAAAAAUUCAGGUUCGGUGAUGGUUAUUCCAAGAGAAAACGAUAUGGUUAGACUUUACAUUCAAUUAAAGGAAGUUCCUAGAGACGAAAGGACCAUUGGUUCGCAAAGAGAGUUUAUGGCUAAUUGUGAUGAUCCCAAAGUCAAGACCAAAGGUAGAAUUGAUAGGUCCAAAAUCACACCAGAAUCCAUCCUCAAGCAAGCACAAGAAAGCAUUAAACCAUUCAAAUUGGAAAUGACCAAUUUGACAUGGUAUACGGCAUACCAGAUUGGCCAGAGAGUCUCUCCCCAAUUCCACAAGAAUUUAAGAGUUUUCAUUUCUGGUGAUGCAUGUCACACUCACUCGCCAAAGGCAGGCCAAGGCAUGAAUGUUUCAAUGCAAGAUACAUACAACUUGGGUUUCAAAUUGGCAUUGGUGUGUAAAGGCUUGGCCAAGCAGGAGAUUUUGGAUACCUAUGAGUCAGAGAGAAUCAAAGUAGCUCGUGACUUAAUUGCAUUUGACCAGAAGUUCUCCAAAUUGUUUAGUGGCAAACCAAUGAUCCCUAAUCAAAAGUUAUUGGAAGGUGAGGAAAAGGGAGCCGAUAUGGAUGAAUUCCAUCAAGUUUUUUUGCAAGGUGGCAAGUUUGCCAGUGGUACUAUUUCAGAUUAUGAGGAUUCCGUCUUGAUUAACAAAGCUGGUGGUGUUGUGCGAGCAGAAGGACAAGAGAGCGAAGGAUUGUUUAGCCCACUUGCAUCUAAAGUGCCCAUUGGAAGAAGACUACUCAGCGUGCAAGCCUUGGGCCAGGUUGACCACAAGCCAUGGCACAUUGCUGAUCGUAUGCCAUCUGAUGGUCGAUUUAGAGUGCUCAUUUUUGCCGGUGAUGUUAAGCACUUUCCAGAGAAUAUGCAAAAGUUACAAAGCUUCAACGAGAUUCUUAUGGCUCCUGGGUCAUUCCUUAAUAGGUAUACACCAAGAAACGCAUUUUUCAAUUCCGUAAUUGAAGCCAUUGUCAUCCAUGCUUCGUUUAGAAACGAUGUUGAGUUUUAUGAUUUUCCAGAGUUUGCAAGGCGUAGAGAUUUUAAAGGUCGUACAGAUUAUUGGUCGCUCUUGACAGGCGUUGGUAAGAUCCACCAUACUCAAGAGAAGGUUGAUAUGUAUGAUGCUUAUGGUAUUGAUAAAAGAAUGGGCGCAAUCUUGGUCAUCAGACCCGAUGGACACGUUGCUGAAGUGAACGAGUUUUCGGAAACAGGGUUGAAUCAAGUUUGUAAUUACUUUUCUCGUUUCAUGAUUGACCAAAGAAAUGUUAAAGUUCCUGAAAAAGACGCCACUGCAUUUGAUUCUGAUAGGUUUGUGAAGCCGAGAUUGGCAGUUUAA
Messenger RNA from Lodderomyces elongisporus, 2196 nucleotides. RefSeq lists its product as uncharacterized. Gene Ontology annotation, molecular function: FAD binding; oxidoreductase activity. Bases 1 to 2196 code for a protein of 731 amino acids. The transcript has a single exon. The record is from RefSeq and is a predicted model, not a curated record. NCBI's taxonomy places the organism in Eukaryota, Fungi, Ascomycota, Pichiomycetes, Serinales, Debaryomycetaceae.